This is a messenger RNA of Neoarius graeffei (lesser salmon catfish), 3452 nucleotides long. RefSeq names its product C-terminal binding protein 1. Gene Ontology annotation, molecular function: NAD binding; oxidoreductase activity, acting on the CH-OH group of donors, NAD or NADP as acceptor; transcription corepressor activity. The transcript is spliced from 9 exons. The coding region runs from base 996 to 2258 and encodes 420 amino acids. NCBI's taxonomy places the organism in Eukaryota, Metazoa, Chordata, Actinopteri, Siluriformes, Ariidae. The record is from RefSeq and is a predicted model, not a curated record.
AUUUAUCUUUCACGCCGGCUGUUCAUCCCGCACACCAACGCCGCAUGCGUUUUCUGCAAAGCCGCCUCGGCGCGUGAGGGUUUUCUCUCGUUCCACGCUGUCCGUCUGUCCUCCUGUGUGGAAAAUCGGACGGGUUUGGCAAGGACAUGGUGCCUCUCACAUUUUGGGAGUUCUCCCAACAUGUUCGACAGUGGAAAUGUGGCUUCCAGUUCUGGCCUUGACUCCCUUCGAAGGGAGGAAAUUUUCGUUUCGAGACCAGGAAGAGCACGAGAUGUUUUUAUUAUGCGUUCAUUCCAGAAACGUGCACACACACAGACAAAAAAAAAAAGAAGUCUCACCUUGAGAUCGUAUUUUAUUGCACCAUUCGAAAUCUUACGAAACGACAGCACUACUUCGUACACACUAUGCACCAAAAAAACACAAUAUAUAGAUCAAGCCAAACCUCAGGGUUUGGGGGUCAUGUCAGAAGAUCCUCACACGCUGUUUAAUCAAGGGCCGGGUUGCUGGUUUUGCCGAACAGCGAGCAGGUUUAAAUGAUUGCCCACGCAUGGCCGAGGUAGCCGAUAUCUCGUUGCUGUGAAGUGGCUAAUUCAAACAGAUCCCACACACAUCCCCAGACGGCGAGCAUUAAGAGCACUGCAGCAUUCACGUCGAUUCAGGCUCCAACCGUCUUUCUUUCCACGAUUUGUUUCACACGUGAUGCGUGAUUCACCUGUUUAACGUUGCCUUGAUGCAGAAACAUAAAGGCUAAUCCAGAACACCGAGUUCGUAUUACUCAUCGCUCUGUUUAGUCCUUAUUUGGUCUGAUUGUUGCACGAGGCAGAUUAGGUAUGCUUAUUAGUUAUGCUGGCAGUUUGUUUUCUUGAUCUGAGAAUUGAACAGCGUGGAGAGAGAGAGAGAGAGAGAGAAGCGAUUCUGGAAAGCUAGACUUCACACAGCCGGAGAGGAAUGUAAACCACUUUGUAUGACCGAGGAAAGGCAUCAGGCCUCCAAUCAUGAACGGGCCCAUGCACCCUCGCCCUCUGGUGGCGCUGCUGGACGGCCGGGACUGCACGGUGGAGAUGCCCAUCCUGAAAGACGUGGCCACUGUGGCCUUUUGCGAUGCUCAGUCCACCCAGGAGAUCCACGAGAAGGUACUGAACGAGGCCGUUGGGGCUCUUAUGUACCACACCAUUACAUUAAUGCGCGAGGACCUGGAGAAAUUCAAAGCACUUCGAAUCAUCGUCCGUAUCGGCAGCGGUUUCGACAAUAUCGACAUCAAAUCAGCUGGAGAAUUGGGCAUAGCUGUGUGCAACAUGCCCUCAGCCUCGGUGGAAGAGACAGCCGACUCGACACUGUGUCACAUCCUCAAUCUCUACAGACGCACCACCUGGCUGCACCAGGCUCUCCGUGAGGGCACGCGGGUCCAGAGCGUGGAGCAAAUCCGUGAGGUCGCGUCUGGAGCUGCCCGCAUCCGAGGGGAAACUCUGGGGAUCAUCGGCCUCGGGCGUGUUGGUCAGGCUGUCGCUCUGCGAGCUAAAGCGUUUGGAUUUAACGUGAUCUUUUACGACCCGUACCUGUCUGAUGGCAUGGAGCGAGCGCUGGGGCUGCAGAGAGUAAACACACUACAGGACCUACUGUUCCACUCUGACUGUGUCACUCUCCACUGCAGCCUGAACGAACACAACCACCACCUCAUCAAUGACUUCACUAUCAAACAGAUGCGUCAGGGUGCGUUCCUGGUGAACACUGCACGAGGGGGCCUGGUGGACGAGAAAGCUCUGGCUCAGGCACUGAAAGAGGGCAGAAUACGCGGCGCAGCUCUCGACGUCCACGAGACCGAGCCCUUUAGUUUCAGCCAGGGCCCUCUGAAAGAUGCCCCUAAUCUGAUCUGCACUCCUCACGCCGCCUGGUACAGCGAGCAGGCCUCUAUCGAGAUGAGAGAGGAAGCAGCUCGGGAGAUCCGCAGGGCCAUUACCGGUCGUAUUCCUGACAGCCUGAAGAACUGUGUGAAUAAGGAGUUUCUCACACAGACCACCCACUGGUCAGGCAUGGACCCUGCCAUCCACCCAGAGCUCAACGGAGCCUACAGGUACCCUCCAGGUGUGGUAAGCCUGGCAUCCGGUGGUCUCCCACCACCAGUGGAAGGAAUCGUGCCGAGUGCCGUGCCGAUGAGCCACAGCCUUCCCCCUGUAGCACACCCGCCCCAUGCGCCAUCUCCAGGCCAGACAGGCAAAGCCGAGCCCGACCGAGAGCAGCACCCCAACGAGCAGUUGUAGUAGCCACAUACUCCUGAUCUAGAAUUUUCCGUACCACUAGAGAACUCUCCUAGUCCUUCUUUAUCCCAAAGAAGAGGAGUGCCACAGGCUCGAAACCAGCCAAGAAAAAAACAACAAACUGUGUGAAGUAGCCAACUGUUUGAACUGAAUGAAGGUGGUGGAUCGUGCUAGCUCUCACUUUCUCUUCUCUCUCUCUCUCUCUCUCUCUCUCUCUUCUCCCCCCUUUUUUUUUUUUUUUUAAAUGUGUAAACAAAAAAAAAAAGAAAACCUCUUGGAUUUGGAACAAAAAAACUCCUUAAAACAAAUCCUGCUGGUUUAGAUUGUAGUCUGUCUAAGUGCGGUGGGCGAUUUAUUAUUAUUUUUCCUGUUCUUUUGUGUCCGAUGGGUUUCAUUGCUCCAAACAGCCGUAGUUCUGAAUGUAACCUGUUUUGUGUACAGUUUUUAGGAUAUGAUCAGUGGUUUGUAGAAAACGGAAGAAAGUAAAACCGCAUAAAGGGAGGUGACCAUCAACUAAUAGAUCAGGUUUUUUUUUUUGGGUUUGUUUUUUUAAAUUAUUAUUAUUGUUUUUGGUAUGAUUUUUAAAAAAAAAAUGAAAAAAAAGAAAAGAAAAAGCCCCGAAAGAGGCCUGUUUUGCACACCCUCUCAGGAAAAUUAUUUUCCCCCCCUCCCUCCCUCCCUUUGGAAUUAAACCACAUAGUGCAUCGUUUUUUGUAUCCAUGUGUCUUUUUGUAGUCUAAUUUAGCACAGUACUUUCAAAAAGUAUAUUCCGUGUUUUUUUUUUUUUAAUUUUAUUUUUUAUUUUAUUUUCUGUUUGUUUGUUAACUUAGCAUGUACUACCUUAUGUGUUAAAGGUAAAAAAAAAAAAAAAUCCGUUCUGUUUUGACGGGAAAAAAAAAACAAACAAAAAACCAGUUUGUCUUGUGAAAAGCUGGCGUCAUGCUUGCCUGUUUGUGUGACUUGACCGUACCGUAUUUUACGAGGCAGCUCCGAGCUGCUGGGGUAGUUGCAGCGCUCCAUUGCCUACAUAGUUUCCUUCCUGGUUAAAGUGGUAGGCUAGCAAUAUACAUACUAUAUAUACUAUGAGAUAUCAUUAUUUUUUUGUUAAACAGGAUUAAAAGAAAAAAAGAAAUGUUUGUGACUGUAUGCAUUUGUAUGAAUUAUUUUAAAUGAAAUAAAAGUCCAAAUUUAAUGACA